UAAUUAAGAAAAACCUCUUAAACGUUAUUGAAAAGAUUCCGGCUGAAUUACAAACGUUCCACUACAAGUUCUUCGUGCUUGUAUUGACUAACGAUUGUUAGGUUAGGUUUGCUUUGUUGUCACUAUUUUGAAUGUGAGAUUUGUUGAGAAUUAAAUUUUUUUGUUGAUUUUCGUGAAUUUUGUCGUCGAUUUUAUUAUGAAGCAAACAUUCAACUGAAUAAUUAGCUUUUUACUAAAUUUUGUUUGAUUUUGACGUUUAAUAUUUUAGCAUAUUGAGUUUGAUAAAUUACAUAAAUAAGUUGAAGACAUGACGGAUUCUAUUAAAUUUGGUCCAGAAUGGUUAAGAAAUAUGUCUCAAGGCAUAUCAAAGCCUCAACUAGCAGAGCAUCGUUAUGGUAGGGAAGAAAUGUUAGCCCUUUUUGAUAUUUCAUCCUGUAAUCUUCCUCCAGAAUCUCUAAAAGAGCUCUCUAUGGUAUAUAGUGAAAAACCUCAAACACCACUGUCUUUACAGCAAAUGUCUGAAGAAGAAACUAGACUAUGGAAUCGAGGUAUAAAUAGUGAUACUAUAGUUAGAGCAUCUGUACGAACUACUGGUGGUAGAGGUACUGCUAUUGAAGUACGGGGUGGAAGUGCUAGUGCUAGAGGACGAGGAGGACGUGGUGGUUAUUACUAUAAUACUACUCGGCCUGGAUAUGAAGAGGGUCCUGAAGGUGGAGGUUCACCAAUGAACAGAGGUCCUCAUAGACCUUUUGAACGCCUUAACUCCAAUGAGAGAAAUUUAAAUCGUAAUGGAGAAUACUCAAAUGAUUGGAGAGGACGAGACGAAUCCAAUAAUUGGUGGAGAAAAAAUAGAGGUGGCCUACACCAAAAUCAGUCUGAAGAAUCUAAUGGACGUUGGGGUCGAACUCGAACAGAUUCUUAUAAUAAUGACAAAUGGCCUGCAGGGAGGCCAUCAUCUAAAUUUGAUGAAGAUGAAGGGUGGGAUAGAGGAGAUUCUAAAUGGUCAAAUAACACUAAUAUUAGUGAUAGACGGAAACUUGAUUGGGGAGAAACUUUACCAGAAUGGGCUGUUGACAAUCCUGGUGAAAAGGGAGGAAGUUUUGACUCGUCUGGAGCUUUCCAUGAUAGCAAUCAUUUUGAAGAUCAACAUUAUAGCGAAAGAGAGCAGUCAAACAAUGAUCAUGAGUAUGAGGAAAACAUUGAUUCUAACAAUGAAAAUAUUGAAUGUUCAGAAAUUACUUCUGAUAAGCAAUUGAAUGGUCAAGAAAUUGAAGAAGUUACCUCAACUUCAGUAUCUAGUUCACCUUCACAAAAUGAAGAAGUUGUAUCUUCCCCAGAACGGUUUAAAACUAUGAGACAACAGCAUCAACUUAAUAUUAGUUCACAGGUUCCUAAAGAAUCCAUUAUUAAAAAUGAACCAAUUGUCAUAAAUCAUCAAGAAUGUAUAAGAACACAACAUGUUGAACAAGAUAUUCCUGUGGUUCAUAGCAAAAGUAGUCCAGCUUUACCAUUGAUCUCUGAUUGUCAACCAAAUAAAUUAGAGAACCUAAAAAAUAUUAGAGAUGUGUCAUUAAUUAAUAAUCGUUUAGAAAAUACUAAUAUCAAUUCGAUACAUCGAUCAACAAGUUUAAAUGCCAAUGCUAAUCAUUGUUUAGAUACUAUGGAUGCUGAAGCAGAAUCUAUGGUGUCUAGGUUAACUAGUGAUAAUUUUAAAAUUGGUACUUCUACACACUCUGCUCUAGCACCACAAUCAAGUAAUAAAUGGUUUUAUAGAGAUCCUCAAGGAGAUGUGCAAGGACCUUUUUUGACAUCAGAAAUGACUGAGUGGUAUAGUUUGGGGUAUUUUCAUGAUAACAUGUUGAUGGUUAAGCGGUCAUGUGAUGAAAAUUUUUAUUCGUUGGGUGAUCUUGUAAGACUCAAAGGAAAUUUACCAUUUUCAGAUACUCCAUUUACUGAACAAGAUGUCAAAAUGACAGCUCGAAUAGGAGUACAACCUCCACCCCCACAUAAUCCAUUCACAAUAAAUGAGUCCUUGGUUCUACAACAACAGCAGCAACAACAUUAUCAAUAUAGACAAUUAUACUUGAAACAAAGAGAAAUUGCAAUACAGAGUGCAGUUCAUCAGCUAUCGCAGUCUGAAAGAUGGAAUACUUUAUCACCUAUUGAACAGCAACAGAUGAUAAUGCAUCAUAUAAGAAAUGUUGAAGUUAAUUCCACCAUACCUCCAAUAUUUGCAGCGCCUAUUAUUCCUCAACCUCAGCCAUCCUUACAUUCAAUGAACCCCCCUACUAAUAAUAAUUUGAUGGUGAUGCUAUCACAAAUGCAACAACAACAUUUUAAUCAUCAAAUAGAUCCUAAACAUAAUGCUCAUGGUAUUCCUCCAAGCCAGCCUAUCAAUCAACAAAUGGAUCCAUUACAUUCAUUAGUUCAAAGUAUGGGAGGUUUAAAAUCCUCUACAUCAUCACCAGUAAGUGUACCACAUCAUCAUCCGACUUCAAACGCUAUUCGGACCAAUACUACACAACCAGAAAACAAUCCUAUAUCCGAUUUAUUAAGACAAUUAGGUGCACCUCAAGAUAAACCAUUGAAGGUUACUGAGACAAGUGUUUGGGGAAUGGAUUUCUCUGAUAAACAAAAAAUGAAUGGCCCAAUUGGAUUAGGUGGUUGGCAAUCAAUGCCUUCAGUCGACCAAUCUCAACAAACUCCAGGAGUCUUAUGGGGAUCUGGAGAAUACACUAAAAUAAUUGGUGCUGAUCAUCAAGCAAUUGAGGAGGCAAUUAAAGAGGAAGCAAGAAGAAGUGAAGAAGCUAGAAAAAAGGAAAUCAUGAAACAAAAUGAACAGUUAAAAAAGCGGGAAGAAGAGAAAGCUAAGAUGGAAAAAGAGAUAAAAAGAAAACAAGAAUUAGAAAAAAUAAAACUAGAAGAAGAAAGAAGAAAAGAGGAAAUAAGAAAACAUAAAGAACAUGAAAAAAAAUUGAGAGAAGAUGCAGAAAAAAAAAAAUUAGAAAGAAAAAAACUUGAAGAAGAAAAUUCAAAAAAACGUGAACAUGAAAAAAAAGUUAAAGAGGAGAAAGAAAAAAGACUGUUAGAAGAAAAAAAGAAAGAAGAAGAUAGAAGACUAAUUGAAGAAGAGAAAAAAAAAAAGACGGAGUUAAAAAAGAAAGAGGAAUUAAAAAAAAAAGAGGAACAAAAAAAGAAAGAAGAACAAAAGCGUAAAGAAGAAUUUAAAAAACAAGAUCAAAAAAAAAAAGAUGACGAUCAUAAGAAGAAACAAGAUUCUUCUAAACCAAAUUCUUCAGUUCCUAUUGUUACAGAACCACAAAAAAAGAAAAAAAAAGACCCACAAACUGUAGCUCAUAAUGGUGUUGAAACAGCUUCUGCUCCAUGGGCAGGUAGUGAUCAAAAAAAACAAGUUCAAGUAAAAUCAAUGGCAGAAAUUCAAGCAGAAGAACAGAAGCGUGAGCAGUUAAUUAAGCAAAAAGAACGGGAAAGAACUGAACGAGAGAUGUGUCUAGCUGCAAUUGAACAAGCAAAACAAGAAAAAGCUAGAGCUAAUAUUAAAAUGCAAUCCUGGUCUACAGUAAUAGCUAAAAAUGUUCCUCAGCCCCAGUCUGCAUCUAGUAACUCUGUAUGGGGAACUACUAAUCAAACAAAUACUGAAAAACAGCCAAAUCCCCCCAAAUCUAAUAAGGCUUCAAUUACAAAUACCAACAAAAAUAAUCCCAAAAAUAAUGUGGUAAAAAAUCCUAGCCAAGUUGCUCAGAAUAAUGUAAUGAAAAAAGUUUUAGAAAAUCGUGGUGAAAAUAAUAAUUGUAAUGAUGAAUUUAGUCAGUGGUGUUGUAAACAUCUUGCAGCUAUUAACAAAAACACUAUUGAUAUACCUACAUUUGUUACAUUCUUGAAAGAUGUUGAGUCUGAGUAUGAAGUUAAAGAAUAUAUUCAGAGUUAUCUAGGAGAUAAUAAAGAAGUACGAGAAUUUGUUAAACAAUUUUUUGAUAAAAGGUUGAAAAUUCAAAACAAACAAAAAGGGUCAGACUUUGUUGAAAUGAAGAGCAAAAAUAAAAAGAGGAAUAAAAUGGUGCCUUUAGAUAACAAGGUUCUUGGUUUCAAUGUGGUUGCAUCAGAACGCAUCAAUGUCGGAGAAUUAGACCUUGGAACGAUUUAGAUCUUUGAGAAUGUAAAGAAACAAUUUUAUUUGAGUAUUAAAUAUUUUCCAUGUUUCUCGUUGAAAUUUUUUUUAUUGAUAAAUAUAUAUAUUUAAAUAAAUUCAAUUCUUUUUAUCAUCAUUUUUUUUCUUGUAAAUAUAUAAAAAAUUAAUAAUAUUAAAAUUAUUGUUAAUUUUCUA
Daktulosphaira vitifoliae (grape phylloxera) is the source of this 4345-nucleotide messenger RNA. RefSeq names its product GRB10-interacting GYF protein 2 (gene Gyf). The transcript has 24 exons. Gene Ontology annotation, molecular function: protein binding. Bases 308 to 4165 code for a protein of 1285 amino acids. The record is from RefSeq and is a predicted model, not a curated record. Lineage: Eukaryota; Metazoa; Arthropoda; Insecta; Hemiptera; Phylloxeridae.